AUGACACGAAAGCGGUCGUUGACGCGGUACCACAAAGUCGCACUUAUCAUCGCGUCGCAGCUGCUGCUCUUCUGGCUGUAUGUGCUGUAUACACCGCUGGACGACAAUGGACUCCAAGGCGACGCGUUUCUGCCGUCUUCGAAUUCCUUACGUCGCUGCGUCUCCAGUGCCCAUCGCGACAGUCGCUAUGUCCGACCAGAAGUGUGCGUUGCUGUGCCGCAGCGCGUAAAGGCGUUAGCCGAUCUGCUGUACGCUCUAACGGUGUUACUGGAGAACGCCCAAGUGGUCUACUGGAUUGACAGUGGCACUUUAUUAGGCGUCUACAGGGCGCAGCAGCUCAUUCCAUGGGACUACAACGCAGACGUAGGGGUCACGACGGCUGGUGCGGACUACCUCCGAUCGACGGAUCGAAAGGCACUGGAAGUGCCGGAAGGCUACGAGCUCACAGUGUUCAACAGCUCUCUUCACGAAGCGGGCGAGACGACAACGGCAGUGCCCGUGAGGUUCGUGGACACCACGUUCGGGUUCUACGUCAACGUCUUUGCGUUUCAAGAAUCCCACGGACUCUUCACGGACGACGUGAGACCAUUGACAGCGCCAACAGUGGCAGAAGACGUGGUGGGCGACGGGAUUGCCGUCGAGACGAUGGUGGGGCCAGAGCCGUCGGUGAUCUGGCAUCGGUGUGUCCAUUGUCCGGUCAUUCAGGAGACGGACGACAGUGUCCUGUCGAAGGCGCUGAGCGCUGCGGCGGUGAAACAAUUCCGUGUUCCGCGAGAUUGGGUGUUCCCGUUGCGAAUAUGCAAAGUCGAGCUGUUUGAAGUCAUGUGCCCCGCGCAGGCAGUGCCCUACCUCAUGUACAUCUUUGGCAACCGAUUCUUGACGCCCGAGAUAUGGGACUAA
Messenger RNA from Hyaloperonospora brassicae, 900 nucleotides. The record is from the annotation of a GenBank genome assembly. Lineage: Eukaryota; Oomycota; Peronosporomycetes; Peronosporales; Peronosporaceae.